This is a messenger RNA of Schizosaccharomyces octosporus yFS286, 2120 nucleotides long. Its product is annotated as Nem1-Spo7 phosphatase complex catalytic subunit Nem1. Gene Ontology annotation, molecular function: protein serine/threonine phosphatase activity. The record is from RefSeq and is a predicted model, not a curated record. The transcript has a single exon. The coding region runs from base 441 to 1844 and encodes 467 amino acids. NCBI's taxonomy places the organism in Eukaryota, Fungi, Ascomycota, Schizosaccharomycetes, Schizosaccharomycetales, Schizosaccharomycetaceae.
CUUGCAUUUAUAAUUUCCACUUAAACCUCAGAGAUCCUUGUAUUUUUCUUUUUGCUCACUGGUUUUUGUAUCAUUCUACAAUAAUAUGAUACCCUUUUUUAACAUGUAAGAACUGCUAGUCAGUUACAGGCUAUUUUCUCACAGUUUUAUUAGUGAAUAAAAAUUUUUAAUAAAAAAAGAAAAAUUUCUGUACAUUGAAACAAUGAUUCCAGUUGUUGCGAACUGUUACUUUCGUUUGGUCUAGGUACAUACGCUCUUGCUCAUCACCUAUAAGUCGUACCACCGGUGAUUGACGACCAGUUUCAGGUUAUAUCUUGCUCUUAACCAGAACAUAUUUUGGGAAAGAUAUUUUUGUGUGUAGAUUAGUUCUGAAUUGUAAAAGUUCCGAAGGAUUGACGCCUGAAUCAAUUCUAAACUGCAUGGUUUAAAAAUCCCUUGGAAUGAAUUCAAUUGCAAAAAUAUCAGAUGAAAUAAACAAAGCAAUUCUUGCUACGCCAUUAGAAAGAUCAUCGAAAAAUGAGAAAAGUACUGCGUUUGAGGCGGAAAGUAAGGAAGAGGAAUACCACGCUCACUUUGAAGAGGAAACGCCAGUUGAAAGCAUCAUAAAAAAUCAACAGUAUGUCAAAACAAAUCUGGAAAAGGCUCCUAAUGAAGAAGAUGGUUCUGUGCAGGUUCGCCAUGCCAACAUUAUGCGAGUGAUUGCAUACUGGCUUCGCAUAUGUUUAAAACGAAUUUGCACACUGUUUUUCCAUAUUUUAAAGACAACUUUAAUGCAGUUUGUCGAUGAAAAUAAAAAAGUCACAUUUUUCAGCUUUCUUUGGGGCUUUUGUCGUAUCAUCUUCUUUCCUGCCUUUCAAACCGCUAGACGUCGUCGGAGAACUCUCCCUACUCGUCCUAAACGUCCAAAGAUGUAUUCAUCUUACUCAACUCCAUCUUUUCGUCAAAACCGUUAUCCCAACUUUCGUUCCGAGUCCAACGUUCUUUCCCAUAGCACACCUCUCGUCCGUCACUUACUUCCUGAUUCUAUAACUGAAGAAGAUAUCGUUACCGUCUCUGAUCCCAUAAGUCAACAACCAGAAGAAUUACCAUCUAAAAAGAUCGGCCAUAACACCCAGGGUCCUGUUAUCAGUCCAAAUUCGUCACCUUCCUUUCCUUCAUCUUCCUCCUCUUCAUCAUUAUCGCAUCGUCCUAAUGUUUCCGCCUCUUUUACUAUAAUUAAUGAUCCACUCAAGUCGCCAUCUGCAUCAAAUAUGCGCAUUCGCAACAUCACUCUUUGCGCCGACAGAAUUCCAAGACCUUUGCUUUCCAAUAAACUUCCAAAGAAGACUUUAGUUCUUGACUUGGAUGAAACCUUGAUUCAUUCAGUUUCUCGCGGUAGUAGAACUACCUCUGGUCAACCGAUAGAAGUACAUGUUCCUGGCGAGCACCCAAUAUUGUAUUACAUACACAAACGGCCUCAUUUGGAUUAUUUUUUGGCGAAUGUCAGCGAGUGGUUUCAUUUGGUCUUGUUUACGGCUUCCGUGCAACCGUAUGCAGAUCCCAUUAUCGAUUAUCUUGAACGAGACAAGAAGCUUUUCGUAGAGCGUUAUUAUCGUCAGCAUUGCACGCUUGUGAAUAGCUCUUUUGUUAAAGACCUAAGUGUAUGUAAAAUUCAUUUAUCACGUAUUAUGAUAAUCGACAAUUCCCCUGCCAGCUAUGACAUUCAUAAGGAGAAUGCUAUUCCGGUGGAGGGUUGGAUUAGCGAUCCUAGCGACGUUGAUCUAUUAAAUUUGUUAUCUUUCUUGUAUGCUUUGCAAUAUGUUCAGGACGUCCGUGCCCUUCUUAGGCUUCGGCUUGCCAAGUAAUGGCUUUUGUUUUAAUGAUAUCUUGAGUUCAUUGGCGUUUCUUUUCGUUUUGGUUAUUUAAAUUUUACUUUCUUUUUUCUUGUUACUUUAUAAUUUGCGUUCAGAACAUUUCUAAGAGCUUACCUACUAAGCCCUUUAAUAUGCUUUGACUAUAUGAUCGUUUAUUACUUUCAGCACUAUUUAUAUAAUGGAAACAAUCCUUCUGCAAAAACUUACAAUGUUCUUGAAACAUACUUCGUAAAUUAUCAAGUAGUAACUGAAGGAAUGCAAUAGCAU